This is a messenger RNA of Ilex paraguariensis (yerba mate), 1233 nucleotides long. Lineage: Eukaryota; Viridiplantae; Streptophyta; Magnoliopsida; Aquifoliales; Aquifoliaceae. The record is from the annotation of a GenBank genome assembly.
AUGGGGAACUCCGACGAGCUCAUGAUCUUGUCACCUCUAGUAAGAAGGAAGGAUGUUGAGACGAGGGCGUGGCUUAUUGUUCAAGAGAUUGGAAAGUCACACAUUGAAGAGGUUGGGAAGCAGUCAAUUAUGCGCAGGACAGGAAUUCCAGCACGGGAUCUUAGAGUUCUCGAUCCUAAGCUUUCGUACCCAUCCACGAUACUUGGAAGAGAGCGCGCCAUUGUUCUGAAUUUGGAAAAUCUUAAAGCUAUCGUCACAGCAACUGAGAUGCUCAUUCUGAAUCCAAAUGAUCCUGGUGUUGCGCCAUUUGUCAGUGACCUUGAGCACAAACUCUCUAGUUCUGAUGGCUCCCAACCUAUUGCCAUUCAAGGAAGUGAUGAGGAUAUAAAUGACUCCCCCUCUGGUUUACUUCCUGAACCAAGUGAUGGCAGACCUACAAAUCAUACAAAUACAUCGAAAAUGGGUGGUUCAAAGGUCCUACCUUUCGAGUUCAGAGUGCUUGAAAUAUGCUUGAAAUUUGUUUGCAAGGGCCUUGAAUCCGAGACAUCAACACUGGAGCAAGAAGCAUAUCCAACUUUAGAUAAAUUAUCCACGAGUAUCAACCUGCUUAAUCUCCAACGAGUCAGACUUAUAAAGAGUCGUCUGGUAGCUUUGUUUGGCCGUGUCCAAAAGAUCCGAGAUGAAAUUGAACAUUUGUUGAAUGAUGAUAUGGACAUGGCUGAAAUGUACCUAACUGACAAGAUUGUUAAUCAGCAACUUGAAGAACUCGAACUAGAUGAUGAAACUGAGAAUGAUGCAGAUAUAAUAGAUGAUGACAAUGACGGAGACACGCUGAACAACAAAAACAGCUCUACGAUUCUGACAGCUCAGAAGCCAAGGAUUGAAGAGCUGGAGAUGUUAUUGGAAGCAUAUUUUGUCCAAAUUGAGGGAACAUUAAGCAGAUUAUCAACUAUGCGAGAAUACGUGGACGAUACAGAGGACUACAUCAACAUAAUUCUGGAUGACAAGCAGAACCAGUUGCUCCAAGUUGGAGUUGUGAUGAGCACAGCACUUGUGAUGCUCAAUGUAGGUAUUGUGACCAUAGGUCUGCUGAGCAUUAAUGUUCGCAUCCCUCUCUUUGAUUUUGGAGUCCCUCGGCAAUUUUAUGAAGCCACUGCAGGAAUAGUAGGUGGUUGUACAUUCAUAUAUUUCAUGGCCAUUAUCUGGUUCAAGAGAAAAGGAUUGCUAGGAUGA